ACCGAAUGUUCAUGUCAUGGCUUUGGUUCAGUGUGUUCGGACUCCUAAACCACCGGCUCCAACGCAACUAAAGCCCUUCAUGGCACUUGUCCACCUAGGGGCAAACCUUGGCUCAAAGUGCUCCUCCCCUCCACCUCCACAGCCCGCUCGCGCUCAAAAAUUCCCGUUUGAACAGGCGCUUAUCAAUUGUGAUGAGCAAAUGGAUCAGUACGAGCGAGAAGACAUGCAGGAGCUUGCAUUGACACAUGUUCCGAUCGAUCAACUAUAUAACACUGCGUCAGAAAUCCAAUCUUCCCUGACUCCCCUUCCAUCAUUUGAUGACGCCCUUGCUGAAGCGUUAGUAAAAUGGUUCAAGCCGAACUUUAUGGAAUGGGUUGACCCCAUGCUAUGUACAAAUUCGCUGUGUAAGGAGGAGGUUGACGAUAAAGGACAACCGACCGGCAAGAAAGUCAAGAUGAAAAUGAGACGAAUGGACGGCCCCCGGUCAGCUGAGGAGAAGCAAGGAGGUGCAGGAAGAGUGGAGGUCCAUGCUUGUCCAAACUGCGGAACCGAGUCACGAUUUCCACGAUAUAACUCCUUGGAAUCCCUGAUGAAAAGCAGGAAAGGACGCUGUGGAGAGUUUGCGAACCUCUUCACCGUCUUUCUGCGUGCCAUUGGCUUACGCGCCCGAUAUGUUUGGAAUGCAGAAGAUCACGUAUGGAACGAGUACUACUCGACCGCUCUCAAUCGCUGGGUUCAUCUUGACUCCUGUGAGAAUGCACGGGACCAGCAUCAUCUCUACUCCAAGGGAUGGGGGAAGAAGAUGAGUCUUGUUGUCGCGUUCAGCGUCGAUGGUGGCGCAAUGGACGUUUCUCGCACAUACAUUCCAGAGGAUAAAUGGGACGAGGCUAUGAGGAUGAGACAGUAUAGCGAUACACAGCUCGAAGAGGUACUCCAAAGAAUAAGAGCUAGGAGGAGGGGUUACCUUUCGAAGUCUGAGCUUGAAAGGCUGGAAGCGGAAGAUUACCGAGAUCAUAACUGGUGGAAAGCCUCUAAUAAAUCCGGCGCCGAGGGCAACCAAAUUCCGGAGGGGGAAAGUGGACGAAAGAGCGGGACUACCGAAUGGACGGAGGCGAGAGGUGAGGCUGGGAAGUGACAAAGGACUCAUUUUCUUUGGCAUGUAUAGCUGGUUGGAUCACUUGUAGUUGCAUGGUUAUGGGCUUUACACGCAUCCAUAUCGCCGCGAACAGUGUGGCUCACGUCUUGGUCGAGUUUGCUUCCGUUCGAUGGCGGGACACCUAUUUAGGCCUGACGUGAAACAGCACUGUGAACUAAUUCUCCGCACGGACAUUGACUGGAUACAGCACACUGUUUCUUCACAUUCAUUAAUCGCAUAACUAGCUAUCUAACGGAAACAGUCUCACUAUACAUAAUGCACAUGUUCAUCACGCC
Messenger RNA from Cantharellus anzutake, 1431 nucleotides. RefSeq lists its product as uncharacterized. Gene Ontology annotation, cellular component: XPC complex; cytoplasm; nucleotide-excision repair factor 2 complex. Lineage: Eukaryota; Fungi; Basidiomycota; Agaricomycetes; Cantharellales; Hydnaceae. The coding region runs from base 80 to 1135 and encodes 351 amino acids. The transcript is spliced from 7 exons. The record is from RefSeq and is a predicted model, not a curated record. Gene Ontology annotation, biological process: mismatch repair; nucleotide-excision repair. Gene Ontology annotation, molecular function: protein binding; single-stranded DNA binding; damaged DNA binding.